AUGCUGGCUGGACACUCGGUGAAUCAGUUCACUGGUGCGCUCGGGCGGACUGUCUAUGUGGGCAACAUUCCAGAUGAUGUACCCGCCGACGAAAUCAUCAGUCUUGUCAAAACCGGACCGAUUGAAUCCAUUCGUGUCUUACCCGAGAAGAAUUGUGCGUUCAUCUCGUUCGUGGACCCCAUCAGUGCUGCCCACUUUCACACAGACGCAUCUAUGCGAAAGCUUACGCUGCGCGAUCAGGAGAUCAAGGUCGGCUGGGGAAAGCCGUCCGCUUUGCCUGCCAAUGUACAAAUGGCCAUACAGCAGUCUGGGGCUACACGCAACGUCUACCUUGGCAAUUUGCCUGCUGAACUGGGUGAGGAUGACUUGCGCGAACAGCUUGGCAAGUACGGACCCAUUGACCAGGUCAAAAUUGUUCACGAGAAGAACAUUGGCUUUGUGCAUUUCCUGAGCAUUGCCAACGCCAUGAAGGCUGUUCAGCAGCUUCCCUCUGAGCCAGACUGGAAUGAUCGCCGCGUAUACUACGGCAAAGAUCGCUGUGCAUACGUAUCAAAGCAGCAACAGACCGUCGCCGCUCAGAACCAAGCUAUUCUCGGCAACCUUGGUCUCUCGCAAAUGCCGCAGAUGCCGAUGAUGUUAAAUCCCAACUCUUAUCUCACUUCUGGCGUAAUUGCAAGCAACAUGGGCAAUCGGACGGUGUACCUUGGAAAUAUCCACCCAGAGACAACUUUGGAAGAGAUUUGCAAUGUUGUUCGAGGCGGCAUUUUACAUCACAUUAGAUACAUUCCUGACAAACACAUCUGCUUCGUCACCUUUGUGGAUCCAAAUGCAGCAAUCGCCUUCUUCAGCAUUUCCAACAUGCACGGUUUGCUGAUUCACAAUCGUCGUCUCAAAAUCGGAUGGGGCAAGCACUCGGGACCCCUUCCUACAGCCCUCGCCCUUGCUGUUGGUGCUGGAGCCAGUCGCAAUGUGUAUAUCGGCAACAUUGAAGACAGCUUGACGGAAGAGCAGAUCAAGGCUGACUUUUCCGAGUUUGGGGAGAUCGAGUUGGUCAACUCGCUGCGCGAGAAACAGUGUGCUUUUGUCAACUUCACCAAUCUCGCGAGCGCCAUUAAAGCCAUCGAAGGUAUUAAGCAGAAAGACGGCUACAAGCUUGGCAAGUAUCGCAUCAACUUUGGCAAGGACCGUUGUGGAAAUGCUUCCAAAUCUCGUAUGCCGAUGCAUGCGCCAGCCAUGCUGCCGACCAUGAUGGGACAGCCUUACUUCGUGCCGAUGAACCACGAGCCAGUCGACUAUCAAGAAGGCUUCAUUAAAGCCUACAGCGGCGAUCGCGUUAAUCCUUCUAGUCGCGAAGAUGAUAUUUAG
Protomyces lactucae-debilis is the source of this 1365-nucleotide messenger RNA. RefSeq lists its product as uncharacterized. Gene Ontology annotation, molecular function: mRNA binding. The record is from RefSeq and is a predicted model, not a curated record. The coding region runs from base 1 to 1365 and encodes 454 amino acids. Gene Ontology annotation, biological process: mRNA splicing, via spliceosome. Lineage: Eukaryota; Fungi; Ascomycota; Taphrinomycetes; Taphrinales; Protomycetaceae. Gene Ontology annotation, cellular component: cytoplasmic stress granule. The transcript has a single exon.